AGCAGGCAGAGUGCAGACAGUGAGGAGAGUGUCAGAGCAGCUCAGUGUCCAAACAUGCCAGCGUACUCCACCAGCAUGAGGCUGAAGUUGCCCAUCUUGGCCUUGAUCCUGGAACUUGUCACCAUUCUCCUGUACGCGCUUUUCGUGGUGUACGAUGACGGCAAAACUGCAAGUCACCACGAUGGUGGCCAUGGCAAAGACAACAGCACUGACCCUCAUAAUGAAUCAAACCCUGUGGCCCUCUACCCCAUGUUUCAGGAUGUCCAUGUGAUGAUCUUCAUUGGCUUCGGUUUCCUCAUGACCUUCUUGAAAAGAUACGGGUUCAGCAGUGUGGGCAUCAACCUGCUGUUGGCUGCCUUCGGCCUGCAGUGGGGUUUAUUACUGCAGAACAUCUGGCACCUGGAGGGUGGGAAGAUCAAGAUUUCCGUUGAAAAAAUGAUUAACGCAGACUUCAGCACAGCCACGGUGCUGAUCUCGUUUGGCGCUGUGUUAGGCAAGACCAGUCCAGUGCAGCUGCUCAUCAUGACCCUGCUGGAGAUCACCACCUUCUGCAUCAACGAGCACGUGGCUGUCGGUAUUCUGGAAGCCUCUGAUGUUGGGGCUUCCAUGACCAUCCAUGCGUUCGGAGCGUACUUUGGGCUCGCCGUGGCUCGUGUUCUUUAUCGCCCUGGCCUCCGGAACGGCCACGACAAUGAAGGCUCCGUCUACCACUCCGAUCUGUUUGCAAUGAUUGGUACUGUGUACCUGUGGAUGUUUUGGCCCAGCUUUAACUCCGCUAUUGCUAAGCCUGGAACUCCACAGCUCAUGGCUAUCACCAACACCUACUUCUCUCUGGCUGCGUGUGCACUGGCAGCCUAUGCAACCUCUAGCCUGGUGGAACAUAAGGGCAAACUGGACAUGGUGCACAUUCAGAAUGCUACGCUGGCCGGUGGAGUUGCUGUUGGAACAUGCGCUGAUAUGAACAUUGGCCCUUUCGGUGCCAUGGUGAUCGGAGUCACCGCCGGAGUCAUCUCCACUCUUGGCUUCAAAUUCCUUUCCCCCAUUCUUGCAUCCAACCUGGGCAUUCAGGACACCUGCGGAGUUCAUAACCUGCACGGCAUGCCUGGCAUUCUGGGCGGUUUGGCUGGCAUUUUGGCUGCACUACUGGGGAGGAAAGAAGGAGCGACUCCUGGUAUUCAGGCUGCAGCUUUGGCCUCAUCUCUUGGUUUUGCCCUGGUUGGGGGAGCAAUCACAGGUCUCAUAAUGAAGCUUCCAAUCUGGGGGCAGCCACCAGACCAGAAAUGCUUUGACGACUCCAUCUACUGGGAGGUUCCUGAGGAGGAAGAGGAGGCCGGGGAGAGUCUGGCUCAGGCUGAUCAUUCAAAUAACAAAGCAGAGGCCUAAAGCUCUUUACAGCUUACUCACAGCAACAAAACCACAACCCAUAACCGACUCAGGGUACUCAACCACCAGAACAUCACUUCAGGAGCAGCUCCAGCCAAUCAUGCCCACCCCAUUAUUUCACUGCUUACUUUGCUAAAAGCCUUUUUUAUUGUCCACUUGCUUUAGUUUGUGGAUGCUUUUAAUUAUUUUUCAGCUGGGAAUGUAAAAAACUAGCGUGUAGCUGGCUAAACCUAUAGCUAAAUACUAGCUAAACACAUGUAGCUCAACCAAACUAGCCAAGUCCAAUAAGCUAAAAUGUACUAGCUUAAUCCAACUAGCUAAAUUUAGCUAACUACUAGCUAAACCAUGUGGCUUAACCAAACUAGCCAAGUCCAAUAAGCUAAAAUGUACUACCUUAAUCCAACUAACUAAACUUAGCUAACUACUAGCUUAACCAUGUAACUAGCUAAGUCCAACAAGCUAAAACUUACUAGCUUAAGCCAACUAGCUAAACUUGGCUAACUACUAGCUAAGCCCAACCACAUUAGCAAACUAUUAACCCAACCAUUUGCUGUUUCAUUUGGAACAGACUUUAGAUCGGCUUCCGAGCCAGAGGAAAAAAAGACUGUGUCAAAGAAAAGCAGAUCUCUAACCCCCCAGGGGAAAAGAGGAGGUGUAAAGAGAAGGUGAUGAAUGAGAAAAGUGAGAUUUCUUUCUACACUGAUAGACUGCUGAAAGAGUUCUGAGACAUAGAAUAAAGCUAAAUGAGAAAACAAGGAGAUCUUACACUCUUCUUAUUGAGAUAUUAUUCAGCUCGGACUGGACUGAGAUGAGUCGGACACUAAAAAGAAAAAGGUAUUAACCACGUCUAGGAGAAGUACAUGAGAUUAAGAGGAGAUCUCAUUUAGAAUAUUUCUUCCUCUGGGAAAUAAUCCUGUUGAAAAAGGCUAAGCUGGUUUUAAAUGUUUUCAUUUGGUCUUUGAUAGUCAAAGUGGUUGCCCUGCUGGUCAAACUGGUCAUGCUGGUAGACUAGCUAACGAGCUUGAGCUAGCCAGGCUGUUUUUGUCAGCUGGGUGUUCAGUCUAUUCCAUAUUACAGAUGAGGAUAAAGUCAAAAUCCAAAAUUUAAAAUCCAAAAGAUAUGUAGAAAAAAAAUCUACAUCAUUACCUUUGUAUAAGGAAAGGUAAAUGAUUUAGCAACACUAAAAUUGCCCACUCUGGGUCCAGUCUGAGAGGCCUAUAGCUGACUGUCUCAGACCGGUUGAGCUGUUUGUUUUAGAAAUGUAGCUACCAAUUUAUUCAAACCAAUAAAAUGCAAUUCCUCAGUGGAUAACUGUAGACUAUGACAGUUGGUCACUAAUUCUUGCUGAGGUUCUGAGCCGUAGCCUGAGGAUUAGGGUGGUCACCCAUUUUCCUCAGUUGUGCUUUGCAGUUUCCACUUUGGCUUUGCAUUAUAUUGUAAGACCAAAUAAUCGAAAAUAAAAAAGAAAGAUGAAAAUGAGAUUCCUCGCUGUUACAGUUGAUGUGCAGAUAGUACUUAUAAUUGUGGCUGACCACAAUAUUCAAACAUGUAAUGUAUUACAUUAAAAUAUAUUCUAAGUAGCUCACAAUUUUAUUUCCAUGUUGAUAUUUCAAACAAUCUCCCUACUAAUCCACAUUGCAGUCUGGUUCACAUGUUGCUGGACAAGAAACUGGCUCCUUAAGUCCAACUGCAAGUUUUAAUCUUCCUUUAUUCUUAAUUCCCUUAAGCUCUUGUAUAGUUAAAAUGAAAGUUUGGCAGAAAAAAAACAAAUAUACAGUUUCUCCUGUACCUCAAAUGUAGUUAAUUAGCCAAGACAUGAUUGGAAAUGAUUGGUCUAAAGUUUUUUUUAGCUUUGCACUGGAGCUACGAGGCUAAAGUAGCUAACAACAUAACGGACGUUUAUUCACCUGUUAUCAUUGUGUGUGUCUAAAUAAUCACAGACUUGCCUCUAACCAUGUUGAGUUGUUAGGUAACCUUAAAAAACACAUAAGAAAGUCUAUUAGAGAUUACUUAACAGCUCAACACGAUUUGAGGCAAGCGUGUGAUGAUUUAGACAUCCAGUUAGCAUGAUGCUAAUGCUAAAGUGCACUGUAAGCUUCCACGAGAAGAGAUGGGAACACAUAAAUAAUGAGCCUUUCAUUACAGAACCCCCUUCAGGCUAAAAGACAGAACUGAAGCGCUACACGCAGUAAAUGUGGUGUUUAAAGGGAUAAUCUACAGACCAACAAGUUAUUCUGGCAUUUUCCUUUAAACAUCAUAAUUACUACAUGUAACACUCCAUUUUUGUGCUUCAGACUGUUUUUUUCUAUAAUAAAAGUCCCCUUGCUUAAAGCCAUAUUGAACCUGACAGGUUUUUGGAGUUUACUUUUGCUUAAUGUGAAAAAUAAACUUCAUGCCUGUAGCUAUGUAUAAUAAAUUUGCUACUACAGACUUAUGUAUGUCUCUGCUUCUUAGCUACAUUAGCCUUUAGCUCCAGUGCUAAAACUAAAGCAAACUUCAGACCCCCAAUACGUCUAGGCUGAUCGACUGAAGUUGGUGUAAAGGGAGAAACUGUGUAUACAUAUUUAAUUUUACUAUUUUUUUAUUUUUUUCAAAACUAUCUCUGACACAGUCAGUCCCUCUUUUUCUUGCUGCUGUUCAGAUGUGAGGAGAUUUAGAGGAUUUUAAAAGGAAAAUCAAAUGAAGAACAGCACAGUCUGGUGAGAAAGAGAGAAACGACUGAUUCAGUAUGAUGCAUAUGUUAGAAUGAAUGUACGUUUGUAUGUUUGAGUGUUUUUGUAUCACAUGCUUCAGCCACCAGUGUAGUUAGGAAGAUGUAGACCGCUUAGCAGAACCACGAGUAUUACAAAAAUGAUAAAAAUGUAAUGAAUAUACAUACUGUCAUAAAUAAAUAUGUUUUUAUACAAUA
Colossoma macropomum (tambaqui) is the source of this 4291-nucleotide messenger RNA. RefSeq names its product Rh associated glycoprotein (gene rhag). Gene Ontology annotation, molecular function: ammonium channel activity. Gene Ontology annotation, biological process: ammonium transmembrane transport; ammonium homeostasis. Gene Ontology annotation, cellular component: plasma membrane. Bases 55 to 1383 code for a protein of 442 amino acids. The record is from RefSeq and is a predicted model, not a curated record. NCBI's taxonomy places the organism in Eukaryota, Metazoa, Chordata, Actinopteri, Characiformes, Serrasalmidae. The transcript is spliced from 10 exons.